This is a messenger RNA of Arvicanthis niloticus (Nile rat), 5628 nucleotides long. It is a transcript of the gene Col23a1, whose product is annotated as collagen type XXIII alpha 1 chain. The record is from RefSeq and is a predicted model, not a curated record. NCBI's taxonomy places the organism in Eukaryota, Metazoa, Chordata, Mammalia, Rodentia, Muridae.
GCUCCUCCCCUGGGUGGGUCCCCGCGCCUUUUCUGGCGGGGUCUAUUUGCAUAGAAGGAACUGCUCGCAGUGGCCGCUGCGUCUGAGCGGGCGGUUAGGGGGGCGUGCGCGAUCCGCGGCGGCCCGGACGCCGAGCCCCGCAGCCGCCGACCUGGAGCCGCCCCGGGCCGUAGCGCCGUCGCAGAACCGGCCGGUCGCCAUGGGCGCGGGCGAGCGCGCGGCGGGCGGGGGAGGCGCGCAGGACCCCGGCGCGGGCUGCGGGGCGCGGGCGCUGGGCGCGCUGUGUCUGCUGCUGUCGGUGGGCUCUGCCGCCGCCUGUCUCCUGCUGGGCGCCCAGGCGGCCGCUCUGCAUGGCCGAGUGGCGGCGCUGGAGCAGGAGCGCGAGCUGUUGCAGCGUGCGGGGCCGUCCGGAGCCCUGACCGCCUGGGCCGAAACGCACUUGGAGCGUCUGCUACGGGAGAAGUUGGAUGGAGUCGCCAAGCUCAGGACAGUUCGAGAAGCCCCCUCUGAGUGCAUCUGUCCCCCUGGUCCCCCUGGACGGCGUGGCAAGCCUGGACGAAGAGGCGACCCUGGCCCUCCAGGGCAAUCAGGACGAGAUGGCUACCCGGGACCUCUAGGUCUGGACGGCAAGCCAGGACUUCCAGGCCCCAAAGGGGAAAAGGGUGCACCAGGAGACUUUGGCCCACGGGGAGCCCAAGGGCAAGAUGGAGCUGCAGGACCACCCGGGCCUCCUGGACCACCUGGGGCUCGGGGCCCUCCUGGUGACACUGGAAAAGAUGGCCCCCGAGGAGCUCCAGGCCCAGCGGGUCCCAGAGGAGAGCCUGGACAACAUGGCGAAAUGGGCCCCAAAGGACCUCCAGGACCCAAGGGAGAACCUGGCACUCCUGGAAAGAAGGGGGAUGAUGGGAUACCCAGCCAGCCAGGACUCCCUGGACCCCCAGGGCCCAAGGGUGAGCCAGGGGAUGUGGGGCCACAAGGAGAGAAUGGAGUGGACGGAGCUCCUGGACUGAAGGGGGAGCCCGGUCACCCAGGCACGGAUGGAGCCACAGGGCCCCGGGGUCCCCCGGGCCUCAAGGGAGAACAAGGUGACACCGUGGUAAUAGACUAUGACGGCAGGAUCUUGGAUGCCCUGAAGGGUCCUCCUGGACCACAGGGAGCUCCUGGGCCACCGGGAAUCCCCGGAGCCAAGGGUGAACUUGGAUUGCCUGGUGCUCCAGGGAUCGAUGGAGAGAAGGGUCCCAAAGGACCAAAAGGAGACCCAGGAGAGCCUGGACCAGCUGGGCCCAAAGGGGAAACAGGAGAGAUGGGCCUGUCAGGUCUUCCGGGUGCCGAUGGUCCCAAGGGAGAAAAGGGAGAGUCAGCACCUGACCACCUACAGGAGAGCCUGGCCCAGGUCAUAGUGGAGCCGGGGCCCCCCGGUCCUCCUGGCCCCCCUGGCCCUAUGGGCCUUCAGGGGAUCCAGGGUCCCAAGGGCCUGGAUGGAGCCAAGGGAGAAAAGGGUGCAUCGGGUGAGAGAGGCCCUCACGGCCUGCCUGGACCAGUUGGCCCACCAGGCCUUAUUGGGUUGCCAGGAACCAAAGGAGAGAAGGGCAGACCCGGAGAGCCAGGACUCGAUGGUUUCCCGGGACCCAGGGGAGAGAAGGGCGACCGAAGUGAACGUGGAGAGAAGGGGGAGCGAGGAGUUCCUGGCCGGAAAGGAGUGAAGGGCCAGAAGGGAGAGCCAGGCCCACCAGGCCUUGACCAGCCAUGCCCUGUGGGCCCCGACGGGUUGCCUGUGCCUGGUUGCUGGCAUAAGUGAUCCUCAGACAUAGCUCCCAACCUGUACAGAUUCGUUUGGAUGUUUUUUAACUCGUGUAAAAACAAAACAGUAAUAUAUUGAACUUCUUUAUGGGAUGUGCCAACUGUGGCCUGUAAGAUUUGCAAGUGCGCCAACCAGCCCCUGGACAGUCUGCACAGGAAGCCUGCAGGAACGCAAACAGGCUGCACUGGGGAAACUUGUGUUCAAAGGCCCCUGGCAGGGCCUGGCUUUCCCAGGGAAGACGAAGACGACGAAGGUGAGCCUGGCUCAGGUGAGGCUGGACAGACUCCAGGUUGGGCUUACAAUCACCUGAUUAGCAGAGAUGUAUAACAACUGUUCCCUGAAACCGCACUGCCCCAACUUCUCACUGCCCAACGACACCCCCUUGGACAACUGCUGUACCCUCUUGCCUCUGGAUUGUGCUGUAGGCAGCUGCACUGGGACCCUAUGUUCAAUAGGGCCGGCAAAGAUUCCUAGAACCCAGCACUUGGGGAGAAGGCAGUGGAAAGAACUCCAGGAUGGCCUUGCUCCACCCAAGUUCAGUAGGCUUCCAGAAGCCACCCUGACACAGGAGCUUGUAUCCUCGGACCUUGGGAAAUGGCAAGGCUCUGUGGAUACCUCAGAGUGCAGCUAGCUGCAGGCAGCCCAGUGACCCCUGGCUCUAAGGUGAAGAGACCCGUACCCACUAGUUGCUACUUCUAGUCUUCUUACAGCCUCACCCAGAGCAGAAGCAGGAAGAAGCUUUGUUAGCCCUGAGGAGACAGGACUUCUGUUCAGAACUUGUGUCUCACUGGCCUCAAGUCUCCCACCUAGACCUCUGGUCAGUCUGACAGAAACAGGCCUUCUAGUAAGUGGUACAGACACCGUGAGCCUGAAGGCUGGUCCCCCCCGCAAGCCUGAGAAAAACACCUGUGACUGAAACCCCUGCCCUCUGUGAAGGGACUUGAACACCUCUAACCAAGGUUCCUAGCUCCUGCUCCAUCCACAGCUUCACAUCUCUCCUUGUGUAAAGGCGCCAUGAGUAAUAAACCACAAAUGUGUGUCAGGUGUGCCUGUCCCUACAGACUUCCUGGUCACCUCUGGCUGAGUUUCAUUCCAAUGGUUCCUGGCUGAAGAGGCAAAGGGGCUUUCCCUGGGGUUCAGAGUAGGAGAUAGGAGGAUACAAGCUCAAGACCUGGACUCAGGUCAGCAGAAUCCUGGGACCGGGCACAGCCUGUCCCUGAGCCUCUCUAUUCCCUUCUAUUAUGCUCAGCAAGGACACCCCAAAUUUGUUGCCUCAAAAUGUCCAUUUUCUCAGUUCUAAGGAUUCAGGGGUUUGCCUGAACAGGCCUCACGUGGACUCUCCCUCAUCUGUCUGUCAGCUAGGAUCCCAGUGACUAUGACACCUACCUACCUGUGACUUUUAUGCAUGGCCUGGGCUUCCUCACAGCAUGGCAGCAGGAUUCCUACAAACCUAUGUCACUUCAUAUGACCAAGCCUUCAAAGUCACAUGCUGCCACUUCCUGCCAGAGCCAGAGGUUCACCCCAGUUGAAGUAGAAGACAGACCCACCUCUCAAUGAGGAAAAUGUCAAUGUCACGUUUAAAUGAGAAAAUAUGGGAGAGUAGAUUUCAUUGUAGCCUUCAAAAAUAAAAUAAAAUUAAAAUAAAAUUAAAAUAAAAUGGGCUCUCUUGUAGCCCAGGCUAGCAUUGAACUCACUGUGUAUGUAGCUUAGGAUGACCUUAAAGUUCUGACCCUCCAGUCUCUACUCCCAAGUACUGGAGUUACAGUUGUGCCUGACUUAUACAGUUCGAAUCUAAGGUUUUAUGCCUGUCAGGCAAGCACUGAACCAAAAAAGCUCCAAUCUUAGCCCUUGUCACAGCAUCUUAAGUAGUGUCUCCUGCCACUCACCUGUAGCACGAGACAGAAAAGCUCAACAUUCAGAUGUGGUCCAGUAAGAUUCAGCUCUGUGGAAUAUACACAGAGAGCCUGGGACAGGUCAGACACCCCAAAGUACCUGUGGCUGUCUGUCCCUGCUCUGUCUGCUCCAAGACGGAAUAGUAACCUCAUCCUGCAGAGUGGGCCCAUGUCUCCCUCUAACUUGUCCUUACAGCAACCUGAAGAAAGAUGCUCAACAAACGUGCCCAUUUUCAUAGAUGACAAAACCAAGCUCUUUCUCUGUGUGCAGAAAAAACCAGGAGUGACAAUAACAGUGUCUUUGCCCCUCUCCUCCAAGGGCAGAGAUCCAAGGAGGGCCACACUCCCCAGACUGUACACAUGCAGUCUUUGCUAAGCAGAGGCCCACCCCGACACAGGUGAUGUUAAGUCCCUACCUCUGUCCCCCUGAGGAGUUGGCAAUAAAUAGCAGACCAUGUUCUCUGCCACACUGGAUCAACUAGAGAAGCAGAAGUAAGGGGUUGGGAGUGGGGGAACAGAUGUAGUGGACCAAGAUGACUAACGUAGCUCACUGGUGUCAGUGCCUGCUCUGGAGAAGCAGCGUAGCCUCCCAAGUCCACCACAUUCCACAGUUGGCAAAGCGCUCCUCCUUCAUCCCAAGAACAACAUCAUUCGGUCCCCUUUUCAGUCCUGCGAAGAAAGGGUCUGCAGGGGUAGGUGUCACUGAAUCUAUUUUACAUAUAGGAAGUCAGAGGCUCGCAGGGGGUAGUCAUCUGCUCAGGGAUACACAGCCAGGCUAGAGUGACAGGCUAGACCUUCAUGCUCUUGGAGGGCCCCUAAUUUUUCCUCAGAAUUGUUUGGCAACACAUGGAAUCUGCCGGACAGACCUCUGACACUGGGUGGACAGGAAAUAGAGCUUUCUAGAGGAAAGAAAAAACAGGAAAGUAGAGCUGCAAGUCCUCCCUUUCACCUCUCAGACUGGCUGCUGUGGGCCAUUCUUGGCUUGUUACUGCCCCCGUGUGGACUCAUACCUUGUAUUCUUGCGAAUGGACAUGCAGAGCCAUUGAGUGUACUAUGCCAGCCUGGAGUGAGGACAGAAUGAGUUGUUCAAGGUCCCAAGUGAGGUGCUAGGAAGUGCACUGCCUCGACAAUGAGCCUCAAGGACUGAGAGGCCUUGGUUCUCCCUACAAAGAAGGACAGUUCUCUGUAAGUCAUAUAAAUCUGGGAGGAGCCUGUUUAUUGAGUCCUUGACUAGUCCAUGUUCCACAGCCACUAAAGAAACUACAAAGAUGACUGUCCCCGUCGGCAGAUGGCUCCGAGGCUUGAGAAAAGUGACCUUACUAGAUUUCCUGCCCUUAAAGGAGGCUUUAAGUUGUCACAGGAUUGGGAGACACCCCUGGCAUUCAGCAGAGUCAAGGUUAGCAUACACCUGAAAUCCAGGACACUGGACACGUCCAGUGGCAAAACUGCUCACUGUGAAUGCCAGCUGAGAAAACCCUGCUCUCAAUUCAAGGGUUAAGCAUGGGGUAUAUUUGCUUGCUUGUUGAGAAAGAGUCCCAAUACAUAGCCUAGGCUGGUCCCAAAAUUACAGUUCUGCCUCAGCGCCCCAAGUGCUGGGAUCACAGGCUUGCACCACCAUGCCCCCCACUACAUCCAAGUCUUGCUCAGUCCCUUCCUCCUCUCAGCCUGUGCCCUCUUGGCCUCCAGUGUUGCCUUGAAAGACAGAUACCAGAAAAUAAAGAGAGGAUGCUUAGCAUGGGGCCAGGGGCAGGAAGAAGACAGAUGGACUCUUAGGUGGGUUUAUGGUUAAAAACCCUGUUCAGUAUGGGAAGAUGGAAGGGCUCUGUGGCUGGGUGUUGGUGACAGGAUGCAACAUUGAAAAUGUAAUGCCACUGAAUUGUACCCUUCAAAAUGGCUUGUUUUUUAUGUAUAUUUUACCACAAUAAAAACAAAUGA